Molecule: messenger RNA, 1331 nt
Organism: Aricia agestis (brown argus)
Lineage: Eukaryota; Metazoa; Arthropoda; Insecta; Lepidoptera; Lycaenidae
Gene: CPG11
Product: proline-rich protein 4-like
Exons: 2
Coding region: 33-1331 (432 amino acids)
Source: RefSeq, a predicted model, not a curated record
GCAGCCUUCGCUGAACACCAAACAAAGCGACCAUGAGGCUCUUGAGUACUUCCUUGAUCCUGGCCGUGGCUAUAAGCCUGGCCACGGCAGAGGAGAAGGCGGAGAAGGAUAAAAAGGCUGAACCCAAACCAGUUGAAGAGAAAAAACAAGACAAGAGAGGUCUGUCCGACUUUUACGGCGACCAUGGAAGCCUCGGCGGAGAUUUGGGUGGCUACGGAGGUGGCCACGGAGGUGAUCACGGAGGUGACCUGAGCGCCUACAGUUAUGGCGGCGGUUACGGUGGCGGUCAUGGCGGCGGCUACGGUGGCGAUUAUGGCGGCGGCUACGGCGGCAGCUCCGGGGGAGGCCUCGAGGGCUACAGCCACGAGGAGCACGAGAAAACAAUCACCAUUGUGAAAAAAGUGCCUCUUCCGUACCCAGUCGAGAAACACAUUCCCGUGCCCGUCGAGAAGCACGUACAUGUGCCCAUCAAAGUGCCCGUGCCCGAGCCCUACCCCGUCUACAAGACUGUGCACUUCCCGGUCAAGGAGUACAUCAAGGUCCCCGAGUACAUCUCCAAGCCGUACCCCGUGACCAAGCACGUUCCGGUCCCCGUCCACGUCCACGUCGACAGACCGGUGCCAGUCAAGGUCUACGAGAAGGUUCCGUACCCCGUCGAGAAGCACAUCCCCGUGCCGGUCAAGGUACAUGUGCCCCACCCGUACCCGGUCGAGAAACACGUGCCCUUCCCCGUUAAGGUGCCAGUGAAAGUGUACGUGCCCUACCCCGUCGAGAAGACCAUCCACUACCCCGUCAAGGUCCCCGUCGAUAACCCCGUGCCCGUUCACGUCGAGAAGCCCGUGCCAGUUCCAGUAGAGAAGCCCGUGCCUUACCCAGUAGAGAAACCCGUGCCGUACCCCGUCAAGGUGCACGUCGAUAACCCGGUGCCGGUCCAUGUCGACAAACCCGUGCCCUACCCCGUCAAGGUUCCCGUUCCAGCGCCCUACCCCGUCGAGAAGGUGAUCCCUUACAAAGUGGAGAAGAAGGUGCCGAUCCCAGUGCACAUCCCAGUAGACAGGCCAGUCGCUGUGCCAAUCGAGAAGCACGUUCCCUACCAAGUCGAGAAGCACGUGCCAUACCCACUCAAAAUCACAGUUCCUAUUAUCCAUCAUGAGCACCAUCAUGAGGAGCAGCACGACGUCCACGGGGGUUCCCUGGGAAGCGGCAACGAGGGUCAUUACGGUGGGGAGGAGAGCCUGGGAGGGGGCGAGGCCCACUACGGGGGCGGCGAGAGUCAAGGGGAAGGCGGUCACUACGGUGACUAUGAGGGUGGCCAAGACUACCACCACUAA